Molecule: messenger RNA, 2029 nt
Organism: Chelonus insularis
Lineage: Eukaryota; Metazoa; Arthropoda; Insecta; Hymenoptera; Braconidae
Gene: Tif-IA
Product: RNA polymerase I-specific transcription initiation factor RRN3 homolog Tif-IA
Exons: 7
Coding region: 166-1938 (590 amino acids)
Biological process (GO): transcription initiation at RNA polymerase I promoter
Cellular component (GO): nucleus
Molecular function (GO): RNA polymerase I general transcription initiation factor activity; RNA polymerase I core binding
Source: RefSeq, a predicted model, not a curated record
ACUCGUAUUGACACACAACAUGAAACACGUGUUUACAAGUGCAUUGCAUCUCAAAAAAACUCCAAAUUAAUAAAAUUUACUAAUAUAAGUGAAAUUUUUCAAUAAUUGUAUAUCAGUAUUAAUUAAUUUAUUUAUUUGAAAAUAUAUUAGAUAAUAAAAUUAACGAUGUCUGUUAUUUCUACAAGAUCAACAAGUGUAGCAUCAAUUUUAAAGACACCUGGAUUAAGAAAAAAAAUUGCUAGCCAAAGCAAUAGGGUACGUUUUCGGCUUCCAGAUGAUCUCAAAAGUGUUUUAAUUAAUUAUGAAUCCGGACGUGAAACUAAACCUUAUGAAGAUCUUAUUUAUAUUGUAAGAGAUGCUCCAAUGAAGGACUCGGAAUUGAUACAAUUAUUAACACAAGUAAGACAGUGUAUCUCUCUAUUAGGACCCAAACAAAGGAUUUUUAUUGAAACUCUUCUUAAAAUUAAUUGGAUCAACAGGGAUUUAGAAGCAACAACUGCUUAUAAAGCCUUUUUGGAAGAUCUUGUUUGUGUUCAUAUUUAUCACUGCAAACUUAUCAUUGAUAGAUUGGUGUGUUUGUUUAGGACAAUUUCUGAUGAGAACAAAGAAAAGUGGAAAGAUGGAAAACCUCCAGAUGAAGAUAUUUCUAAAUUAUUUCAUGUGCAUGAUGUAUUAUUCAAAUUUUUAAAAAUUGUUCCCAUGUCUUAUUCGAUUCUUUUACAAUGUUUGUCGUCACAAUUUCCUUAUUUUAAACAUAAUAUGCAGUCACAUGUUGUCUAUGUACAUUCAGCACUCAAAAUACUUGAUUAUGCACCAGAAUUGCGAUUGGACAUUUUAUCAUUAAUUAUUAAUAAAUUAGUUGUAAUUGACGUUAAUGCUCCUCGAUCAGAAAUUGAAAAUCACAGGAAUAACUUAGACGAUGAUGAUGAAGUCUUCAAAAUUGAGUCCGUUAAUGAUAAAUCAUCUGAACAAUCGCGAGAACAUCCACUCGCCCUUACUCUUGAUAUGUGUAUGGAAAAGAUUUUUCAAUUUAUUCAUGACACUUGUUAUCCAAAUAAUGCAUUAAACAUGGAAAAUGUGAAAAAAAUAUACUUAGAAUUAUUGCAAAUAUUCGAAAAAACUAUUUUGCCAACAUAUGCAAGCCAUCAUGUUCAAUUUAUCAUGUUCUACAUUUGUAGCGUCAAAACAGCUGUAGCAGAAGCAUUUUUGAAUUGGUUGUGGCAUAAGGUAUCUAAUCCCAAUGUUCCAUCAAUAAUACGUCAAUCAGCUGUUGCAUAUAUUGCUAGUUUACUAGCUCGUGCUAAUUUUAUUCCAAUUGAUUUGCUGACGUCAUUGCUACAGAAAAUGGGUAAGUGGAUACAUAGUUACAUUGCGGCGCAAGAUAGUCUAGAGAGUGCUAACAGUGAUAUAAGAGUUCAUGCCGUUUUUUAUGCUGUAUGUCAAGCUGUUUUUUACAUCAUUGGCUUCAAACAUAGAGAUUUAGUAUCGACAAAGAAAAAUCUUCUUUUCUUGCAAAGUUUGAAUUUUACAAAAAUUAUUUCAUGUCAAUUAAAUCCAUUAAGAGUUUGUCUUCCGGUAGUAGUACAACAUUUUGCAACAGUAACACGCACUUAUCAAAUAGCUUACUGUUACACAGUAAUAGAGCAUAAUUCCCGAAGCAAUUUACCAGUUCUCCAGAAUUCUAGUCGAGUUACGACACCUAGACUUGAUACAUUUUUCCCUUUUGAUCCUUACAUUUUAAAUGAAAGUUCCCACAGAAUUUCUCCUCUUUAUCUACAUUACCAAGGUAGUAUGAACGUAGAAACUUCAACAGGAAACAAUAAGGAAGAAAAUGAUGAAGAUGAUUUUAUGGAUAUCUCGUAUCCACAAGAACAAGACUCUAACAAUCGUAAGGAACGAUUUUCUUAUAGUACAUCACCUGGAUUUAUUCAUUCAUAAAAAUAUAUAAUAAAAUAAAUUUUGAGCAGUAACGUCCGUGCAAUCAUUUAAUAUUAUAUUCAUUUUAUUAAAUAAAAAAUCUCAAAAAAUA